This is a messenger RNA of Cotesia glomerata, 1164 nucleotides long. RefSeq lists its product as uncharacterized. The transcript has 4 exons. Bases 1 to 1164 code for a protein of 387 amino acids. NCBI's taxonomy places the organism in Eukaryota, Metazoa, Arthropoda, Insecta, Hymenoptera, Braconidae. The record is from RefSeq and is a predicted model, not a curated record.
AUGCAUAGGGCUUAUAGCAAUGCAAUACAACGACAUAGGGAUAUCCGCAAUGUAUUUCUUUCCGUGUGCCAUAGAAAACCCUGCAAUGGGAUACUUAUUGAUUGCAUCUGGUUGGAUCAUACGAAAGCAUGUGAAUUAAAUGAACACUCGGACAGACGAUUUCUGUGGAAGAGGUUUGUUGCCACCAAUACUUCUCACCUUCAUUGUCCAGGAGAAAUAGUUGGACUUUUCUAUCUUAAAGUAAACAGGGUUACAACGUGUAACACAUGCAGCUGUAUAUGCGCGGAACAGGAAGGAAAUUCGACAGCUAUGAGAACUAUCAGUCUUAUCCCGCAAUUGGCCGACAUUCACAGAAACAUGGUGAUGACCGGAGUGCGAUUCACUGAAAAGGACCGAAUGUUCCAUCUCCAAAUCGAGCAGGCCGAAUUAGGCCCUUUUGGAAAAAUUGUUCCAGGAACCGCGGAGUGGAAAGUACUGAGGGACUUUCAGUAUGACCCAGCAGGCGAAGGCAGUUUUUCGAUGAAGAAAGGAGAAGAGUUCGUUGAAUUAACGGAGUUCGUAGACUUUUCUUUUGUGGCUUUCACUCAGCGGACCAUCAACCUGGACGAACUCUUUGCUAACCACGGACAAGUUCUUAUCGGAGCCCGGUUCUUUUACAAUGACGUGGACGAUGCCUUCGAGCUGCAGAUAAAGUCUUGGCCAGUCGAUUUAAAAACCGGUGAGUUGGCGGAUGGAAAUCUGUCAGAUAAUAAAUGGAUUGGAUGGAAAAAUUCUCAGAUGCGCUCAGAAAACUACGACAGGCCUGGAAGGAAAUUUGAAAUCGGAGAAACCGACGAAACUUUGAGAACUGACAAAUUGAAUGAACCCUGCUCAGUUCCGAAUCAAAAACUGCGGAUACGAGCGACAGGAAUUGACAUUGAUUUGAGCCAACACACGGUUCCUUAUUUGGACCUUCAACCUGUGACCUAUUCUACGGCUAAAAUUCCUCUGAAUGGGCUUGAGAUAAUUUACAAGGGAGUCGAAGGGUUUGGAGGAUUUUUGGGCUUCAGAAUAUUUGCUUUUGAUUUUACUGAGGAUUUUAGAUGGAAAAUGCCCAUUAGUUAUUACAAUAAAUAUCGACCUUAUUUUCACGAAAAUUUGAUCUUGCAAGAUUCGUUUAAAUAA